This is a messenger RNA of Pipistrellus nathusii (Nathusius's pipistrelle), 1095 nucleotides long. NCBI's taxonomy places the organism in Eukaryota, Metazoa, Chordata, Mammalia, Chiroptera, Vespertilionidae. The record is from the annotation of a GenBank genome assembly.
AUGGCAACCGCCUCCACGGCCAACCCUCUCAUGUCACAGCCCCAGUUCACAGCCAUGAAUGAACCACAGUGCUUCUACAACGAGUCCAUCGCCUUCUUCUAUAACAGGAGUGGGAAGUAUCUCGCCACAGAAUGGAACACGGUCAGCAAGCUGGUGAUGGGGCUGGGGAUCACCGUCUGCAUCUUCAUCAUGUUGGCCAACCUCCUGGUCAUGGUGGCCAUCUACGUCAACCGCCGCUUCCACUUUCCUAUUUAUUACCUAAUGGCUAAUCUGGCCGCUGCAGACUUCUUUGCCGGGCUGGCCUACUUCUACCUGAUGUUCAACACGGGACCUAAUACUCGGAGACUGACCGUCAGCACAUGGCUCCUCCGUCAGGGCCUCAUUGACACCAGCCUGACAGCCUCGGUGGCCAACUUGCUGGCCAUCGCGAUCGAGAGGCACAUCACGGUGUUCCGCAUGCAGCUCCACACGCGGAUGAGCAACCGCAGGGUGGUGGUGGUGAUUGUGGUCAUCUGGACCAUGGCCAUUGUGAUGGGGGCGAUUCCCAGCGUGGGCUGGAAUUGCAUCUGUGAUAUUGAGCAUUGUUCCAACAUGGCACCCCUCUACAGUGACUCCUACCUGGUCUUCUGGGCCAUUUUCAACUUGGUGACCUUUGUCGUCAUGGUGGUUCUCUACGCUCACAUUUUUGGCUAUGUUCGCCAGAGGACUAUGAGAAUGUCUCGGCACAGUUCUGGGCCCCGGCGGAACCGCGACACCAUGAUGAGUCUUCUGAAGACUGUGGUCAUUGUGCUUGGUGCCUUUAUUAUCUGCUGGACCCCAGGACUGGUCUUGUUACUUCUCGAUGUGUGCUGUCCACAGUGUGAUGUUCUGGCCUAUGAGAAAUUCUUCCUUCUGCUUGCUGAGUUCAACUCUGCCAUGAACCCCAUCAUCUACUCCUACCGCGACAAGGAGAUGAGCGCCACCUUCAGGCAGAUCCUCUGCUGCCAGCGCAGUGAGAACACCAGUGGCCCCACAGAAGGAUCGGACCGCUCAGCUUCUUCCCUCAACCACACCAUCUUGGCGGGAGUUCACAGCAAUGACCACUCCGUGGUUUAG